AUGCCUCAUAAGAAAGGCAUUCUUGGGAAAUGGACCAAACGGUCAGUGGCAAAAAAUGGACCUCCUGAAACCUUCGGGUGGUUUCGAACGCUCAAGUUUCGUCGUCGGUUGGGCCGGCUUUGCGAACUCAAAAAGGUGGCUUUGAGGCUCAUUCGAGCUCCGGAUCCACUUAAGCGUGCGGUCCAAAACAGCUUGGUUAAUAAAUUAGCCCGCCACUUCCCGGAACUUCGUCAGAAAUCUGACGAUUUGGCAGGUUUGGUGCAAUAUGUGCAUCAACUCAUCCAGAAAGAUAGUGCUACCCUCAAAACUCUUGAAAUGGACAUGCGUUCCCAAAAAAUUGCUAAAUGGAGAACCUGGAUUGACGAGGACCCCAAAGCUAUUGGAAGAUGGUUGCGAAAUCGGACCAACUCUGGAGGUUCGGUUGCGGUUGCGUCCGCUCAUGGAAAUGUUUGCACCGCUGAGGAAAUUACUACCUGUAUUUUCAACUACUGGUCCAAUUUUUGGAAAGAAAUUAAAGAGGGACGUCCUGAUGGGAUCACCAGAGAUAGUCUCCUGCAAAGGCAUGCCGCUUACGCUCCGGUUGAGUGGCAAGACCCGUCGGUGGACGAAGUGGUUCGUAUCGCUAGAUCUAUGACUGGUUCGGGCGGCGUGGAUGGUUGGCUUGGAGCGGAAAUUCGUUUUCUCCCUCGUAGGAUCUUGGAAAUGUUCCGUAAGUUAGCCAUUUCUUGGGGUCACAGGAAAAAGGUUCCCGCCCAGUUCUUGGAGGCCCGGUGCGUCAUGUUGCCUAAGACCAGCAAACAGGUGGAGGGUUCUAUCAGGGUUGAUGACAUUCGUCCUAUCACGGUUAUGAGUUGUUGGUGGAGGUUAUGGUCUUCCUGCCUUGUGAAGUGUGCUUCCACUCGUAAAUGGGUUGCCGAUGCUAUUCCGGAUGAAGUGAUUUUUGGUUCAGGGCCCAAGGCCGAGGCUCAACUUGCGGCUGCUGCGGUUCUUUUGGGGAUUAGCAAUGAUGGUUUUGGGUGUACCUUAGAUUUCUCGAAAUGCUAUGACACUUUAGACCCUCAGGGUACGGAGGCUCUUCUCCAUGCUGGCCAUUUCCCCCAACAUUGGAUUGACACUCUCAGUUUAGUGUGGAAACAACAGAAAAGGUGGAUCGUUUGGAACCGUCAUUAUCAUUCGGUGCAACUGGAUGCGGCUUGUUGCAUGCCUCAAGGGGACCCUUGGGGGCCGCUUGCCUUGCAGAUGUGGAUGACGUCUGGUCUCAGGUUCGUGUCUCAGAACUUGCAGCCCAGACUUCGGGGGGGAAUCGACCGCGUUUAUAUGGAUGACCGAAGUUUCAGCUCCCCGUCCCCCGAAGGCUUGUUGGCUAAGCGCAACCUUUGGGCUGAUUGGUCCGGCAAGGUUGGUUUACUUGAAAAUGACCGUAAGACGUCUUUUGCUUCCUCUACCGCUCGGCAUGCCAGAAAGCUGGUUGCGGUUGGGAUUUCGGACGAUCAAAUCUCUAAAGAAUUUGAGAUCCUGGGUGUCCAGGCGGGAUUUCAACCCCGUACUUUUGGGCGUAAAGAGCAACACCGCAUUGAUCAAGCUUUUUUGGUCUUGCAUCUCAUCUGUUGCCUUCGUCUGAGUUUUCGUAAAUUUCAUCUUGCGGCUAGGAUGUAUGCUCUCUCUAAGUGUUUGUAUGGUUGGAUCAGUAGGCUUCCCACCGAUGCUGUUGUUCGUAAGUGGUGGGCGGCGCUCCGAAAAGGACAGAGAUCCUUGAGUGCUGCCAACCCUUUCCUCAGAGGAGUUCUCAUGGGUGGGCUCGCGCAUAUGGACUGCGUGAUCGGCGUCAAUUUGCUGCGUGUGGUGCACACGCUCAAGCAUGAGUUUGGCCUUGCCUGGGCUUCUAAACGCGGAAGCCCGCUACACAUCUUGAAGAGGUGGUUAGCCUUGAAAGGUUGGGACAUUUGUUCCAAUUGGGUUUGGCAAAUGCCUGGACAGCUUUGUACUCUUGAUUUGACUUGUUCUGGUACUGAGCAUUUGAAACACCUUCAACAUGUUCUUAGGAAUGGUUGGCGUUGGUUUUGUUUCAGCAAAUUUAUGAAACAAGCUCGUCAUGAUAAUCAGGAUAUGUAUGUUUCACUCGCCGACUUUCUCGAAUUCGAUUUUGCAAAGAUGAGUCGGUUGUUGAAUUCGGAGGCGGCGUUCCGCUCCGUGAUGCUUGGUGCGGCUAGAUCGCCUGGAGUUUUUGCUAAUCGAGCGAAUCCUGCAGGGUUCCCCACGGAUUGCAUUUGGAAGUGUGGCCGUGUUGGCUAUUGGGACCACUGUAGCUGGGACUGUGACAAUAGGCCUUCGAUGGUUGUUUGUGAUCACCCCCUCGGGAAGCGUUUGGGAUGGUUUCGAGUUGGCGAAUCUUCUGCUCACACGACUUGGUUGGCGAAAGUCGUUCGGAAGAUCUGGGAUCUUCGUUAUGAGACGCCUAUUAAAGGGAUCGGCUGA
This is a messenger RNA of Durusdinium trenchii, 2475 nucleotides long. The record is from the annotation of a GenBank genome assembly. Lineage: Eukaryota; Dinophyceae; Suessiales; Symbiodiniaceae.